Harpegnathos saltator (Jerdon's jumping ant) is the source of this 1164-nucleotide messenger RNA. RefSeq lists its product as uncharacterized. The record is from RefSeq and is a predicted model, not a curated record. NCBI's taxonomy places the organism in Eukaryota, Metazoa, Arthropoda, Insecta, Hymenoptera, Formicidae. The transcript has 6 exons. Bases 1 to 1164 code for a protein of 387 amino acids. Gene Ontology annotation, molecular function: nucleic acid binding.
AUGUUUUAUUUUUUAGACUCUCGAAAUAAAAAAUCGAUUUCUGUACGCGGUAAACUUGUAGACAAAUAUCGAAAUAAAUUGCGACAAAACAAACGUAUACUAGCAGAUAUUUCUGAUAUUACAAGUUCUACUGAUCAAGAAAGUGAAGCAUCUAAUGACGUUACAAGUGAAGCGUUGGAGAUAAGCAUCAAAUGGUUGGAAACUAAUCGAGAACCGUGGGAAGUGGUUGAAAGCCACUGGAAGGCUACUGGAAAGCCACUGGAAGCUACUAUUCGUUUGCAAGAUAAUCGAAACAAUCGGAAUACUUCGCUAUCCGAAAUAUUAGAAAAAUGGCCGAUUUUAACUCAUCCAAUGAGCUGGUUAUUAAUAGUCCAGGAUUCUGAAAAUUUCGAAUUAAGUUCGUCAGAAGACGCUAUUAGUCAGUGGCCUCAAUUCUUCCAAAACGUUUUAAAAGUUUAUCCUCUUGAGAAGAAGAAAAUUGCUCGAGUAAAUGAAUUAUUACAAAUAAUAGGAAAUGAUCAAAGCGAUGAAACCAAAGCUAUUGCGCAAUUGUGUGCACUGUCAUACAUGAUUCCUCCAAGAGGACGAGUUAAAACAACAAAGAAGGGUCAUUGGAAACCUUCAAUGAUUGAGUCUGAAGAAAAUCUUGUUGUACACGUCAAGACUGCUGGAGAUAUAAGUGAUAUUCGACAAAAACGAAUUGAUGCAAUGUACCAAAUGAAUUUGACACUUCAACCAUAUAUUAUUGGGCCUACUUUGGCAGAAAUAUCAUCGUUUUUUAUAUCUGUUGACAAGAUCUUAUACAACGUAACAUCUGCGUUUAGAGCAAUCGAUACUUUCAAAAUCUUUCAUGUGCUGAAUAUCGAAUAUCCGGCAGUAGCUCAUCAUAUAUGGAUACUGAUCCAACAUGAGUUGUAUAACUUUACAACAAAAUACGAUAAAAUACCGUCACAUAUUUUAGAAAUAAUGACAAAACCAGUGAAAGAAAUCUUGAAAUCGCUUGGAUGGGACAUCCUUCCACACCCGCCGUAUUCGCCAGACCUGGCGCCAUCUGACUAUCACCUCUUCACAUCAAUGGGGCAUGCGCUCGCAGAGCAGCACUUCAGCAAUUUCGAGGAAGUUGGAAAAUGGCUCGACGAAUGGUUUGCCGCAAAAGACAAGUAG